AUGUCUUCAAACCCCAUUGACAGUCUCUCUUCAAUGUUAGGUGGAGACGUGAUGAACAAUCUUGGACCAGGCAGCGCCGGAGGAAAUUCUCAAGGCUUUAUUGGGUCCUUCUUGUUCUCUGCAUCUUCUGUCUUGAACAAUGACACAUUGUUCUGGAGUGGAAAUAUGACUGACCAAUAUAUCAAGAAUCAAGUUCAAUAUUUAGUGGUGAAUUAUUUUCCUUCGUUUCUAGUCAACUCUGCCAUUUUUCAAUUCUUUAUUUCCUCAUUUUUCCUCUUCUUUUUAGGUAAUCAAAUUUUCUCUGCAGGUAUUGCCUUGUUAAUAGCUAGUUCUAUUUGGAAAGUGAUAGAGGACAAGCUUUAUGGUAUUUAUUACUUUUUUAAAGACUUUUUCGUAUGCUCUUUAGAAAUUAAGGAGUUGGAAAAUUAUCGAUUCAAUACUAUUUAUUUGUGUCUCAUUUCGUGGAUGAGUGAAAAUCCAAAUUUUGAAUCUGCUAAACAUUUUACUGUUCAUGCCAAAUGUGAUCUCACUGAUUCCUACCGUAAUAAGGAACAACAGGAAAAUGAUGUACAACUCGUACUUGCUCCUGGACCUGGAAGUCACACAUUGAAUUACAAGGGUUAUCGAGUUACGAUUCAAAGACAAGAUCCAACCAAUGACAAUGAUCCAGACAGUAACAACAAGAAGGGAGAUGUUCAAAAAUUAGUUCUCUCUGUAAAUGCUUGGAACGGAAAGAAAAUUCUUCAUGAUUUGGUUGAGGAAGCAGUGAAGGCCUAUUUCCAAAGUGCAAAAGGAGUAACCUCCAUUUACACCAUGUCUGAUAAUUAUUACAAUGAUUGGCAAAAGUUGUGUGAUCGUCCCAAUCGAUCCUUCGACACUGUUUACAUUGACCAAACUGUUAAAACCCAUUUAUUGAAGGAUUUGGAUCGAUUCAUGAACAAUGAACAAUUUUACAGAGAAAAUGGUUUAAAUUUCCAAAGAGGAUAUUUAUUAUAUGGAUAUCCUGGAACUGGUAAAACUUCCUUAAUUUUGGCCGUGGCUGCUUAUUUGCAAUGCUCAGUAUUCACCUUGUCAUUGAGUGAUAAGAGUUUAGAUGACACUAAACUCAUGGCAUUGAUGACUCAAAUUCCAAGAAGGGGUAUUAUUCUUUUAGAGGAUAUUGAUGCUGCUUUUAAUGAGAAUAGAAAAGCUUCAGACGAUGUUCAGAGAGUGACAUUUUCAGGUUUAUUGAAUUCUCUCGAUGGUGUGACUUCACAUUCACAAUUUCCAAGAAUUAUUUUCAUGACAACCAAUCAUCUGAAUCGAUUGGAUCAAGCUCUUAUUCGACCAGGAAGAAUUGAUAUGAAAAUUGAAUUUGGAUACUCCUCAAGCGAUCAAAUUUAUCAAAUGGCCAAUCGAUUCUUUAAGAAUGAAGAACUUGCUACCAAGAUUGCUCAACUUUUACCACAACAAAAACUCACUACUGCUGAAGUUCAAACUUAUUUGAUGAGAUUUAUUUAUGAACCUGAGGAUUGUCUUUUACAUGUUGAGGAAUAUCUUGAGGAAGUUGAAGAUUUGAGAAAAAAGUUGGCAAAGAAGGAAGAAGAAGAAAAGGAAGAAGAAGAAAAGAACGAAAAGGAAGUAAACGAUAAAGAAGACAGUAAGGAAAAGAACACAGACGAGGCUCUUGUCAUUUCUACUGAGAACAAAGAAACCAAUGGAUAG
Molecule: messenger RNA, 1704 nt
Organism: Naegleria lovaniensis
Lineage: Eukaryota; Heterolobosea; Eutetramitea; Acrasida; Naegleriidae
Exons: 1
Coding region: 1-1704 (567 amino acids)
Biological process (GO): protein insertion into mitochondrial inner membrane from matrix; mitochondrial respiratory chain complex III assembly
Cellular component (GO): mitochondrial inner membrane
Molecular function (GO): ATP hydrolysis activity; ATP binding
Source: RefSeq, a predicted model, not a curated record